GGUGCAUGCAUGCACGGCAUUCGGUCACCAUCUGCAUUGCAGCAUUUCACUAGCUUCAUUCGUCCGUAAAGGUAGAGAAAGUGCAGGUAAUCUGUGUUUCUUCCGCUCAUAUAUACCCCGCCUCCCCUUUCCGUUCCAACCUCGGCUGUGAAUUCGAUCGUCAAGUCACAUACCCCCUGGCGUCGUUGCGCUGUCUUCAUCCACCUCGAGCUGCCGAACCAUUCCCCCCGCCCCCGCCGCCCCGGCGUCUCCGAGAAUGAGCAAGUACUUCAACGUCUGUUCGGUCCCUACGGACAACGACACCAAAACAAACUGCAUUUUCAUGAACGCGCAGGACUUUGCGGCGAUCGCGGACCCGCAGGCCACGGCGGCGGACGCGUCUGUCCUGGUGAAGAUCCAAGACUUCCCUUUCACGGCACGUCGCAGCGGUGCGAUUGAACUUGGUUCCAUCGGCUUUAAUAGCAUCCAGCGCCGUUUGCUCGGCGUGUCGACCGGUGCGCGCAGCACCGUCGAGCUCAAGCCCCUCACCACGCCCGUUCCUGACAUUCACAUACUGAAAAUUCAGGUGGAGCUGAUCAGCGCUCGCCAGACCAUCGUGCUGGAUUGCCAGGCCUGCAUCGCGUUUAUGGAGAAGAUGUUUUCAGGGCAGUGCUUCCGUCUGAUGCAGCAGCUGGCAGUGGUGAUGGACACUGGCGAGCGGAUGCGGGCGACGGUGCUGGCGACUGAGCUGGUGGAGUCGAAGGACGCGACACCGGCAGCGCUGAAGGAGGCGGACUUGGGCCGCUUUGUGCGUGGCACGACGCAGGUGCUGGUCACGACGAACGAGUCGAGUGGGAUUUCCCUGACGAACGUGUCGGAGGCGCAGAUGGAUGCGCAGCAGCCCCAGCUGGUCCGCAACUUCAACCUCGAAAACCUCGGCAUUGGCGGCUUGCGCGCCGAGUUUGGACAGGUCUUUCGCCGUGCCUUUGCCAGUCGAAUGCUGAAGCCCUCCUUCAUCAAGAAGCUCGGUCUGAAGCACGUGAAGGGUGUGCUGCUGUUUGGUCCUCCGGGCACCGGUAAGACGCUGAUUGCGCGCAAGAUCGGCGAGAUUCUGAACUGUCACGAGCCGAAGAUCGUGAACGGGCCGGAGGUGUUCAACAAGUUUGUUGGCGGGACGGAGGAGAACGUCCGCAAGCUCUUUGUGGAUGCAGAGAAGGAGCAGACGGAGAAGGGCGACCAGUCCCGUCUGCACCUCAUCAUCUUUGACGAGUUCGACGCGAUAUGCAAGCAGCGCGGCGCCGUCCGCGACUCCACGGGUGUGAACGACAACGUGGUGAACCAGCUCCUCUCCAAGAUCGACGGCGUGAACUCGCUGAACAAUGUCUUGUUGAUCGGCAUGACGAACCGCCUGGAUCUGAUCGACGAGGCCAUCCUGCGACCGGGUCGUUUCGAGGUGCACGUCGAGAUCGGGCUGCCAGACGAGGACGGCCGCGUUGAGAUCUUCCGCAUUCACACCCGUGGCAUGCGGGAGAACAACAUCAUGGCCACCGACGUGAGCCUGGAGGAGCUGGCGAAGAUGACGAAGAACUACUCGGGUGCGGAGAUUGAGGGCGUGGUGCGCGAUGCCACGUCGAACGCCUUCAACCGCCACAUCGACCUCGACCACCCGGAGAAGAUGGUCGACGACGCCAGCGUCCUCGUCACACGUGAGGACUUUCUAAAGGCCGUGGAGGAGGUCACCCCGGCCUUUGGACAGGCAAAGGAGGAGUGUGCGAACCUGCGCCGUGGUGGCAUCAUCGACUACGGCGACAUCUGGGACGUCGUGCGGGCGCGCUGUCAGCGCUACACCGACCAGCUCAACGCCGCCGGCAAGCGACUGGACUUGCUGUCGGUGCUCAUCGACGGUGCGCCGGGCAGCGGCAAGUCCGCCAUCAGCGCCUACCUCGCGGAGCUCGCGGACUUCCCUUAUGUGAAGGUGGUGUCGGCGGAAGACAUGGUCGGCUACGGCGAGAUGCAGCGCGUGAACAUUCUACGGAAAGCCUUCGAGGACGCCUACAAGUCCCCGUCGAGCUGCAUCAUCUUGGACGAUCUCGAGCGGCUUAUUGACUUCUCUCAGCUUGGAGGCCGCUACAGCAACACGCUGCUGCAGGCGCUGUUGGUCCUGAUCAAGCGUCCGCCACCGGAGGGGAAGAAGCUGCUGGUGGUGGGCACCACCGCGCAGUUCGACAUCAUGGACAGCCUGGAGCUGAACGCGUGCUUCUCGGUGAAGCUGCACUUGCCGACCAUCCCCGCCACUGCCAUUCCAAAGGUGUGUGCGGCGCUCGGGCUCGUGUUUGCCUCGCAGCAGGAUAUGAACAGCUGCGUGAACCUCUUCCCGCAGGAGCUGCCGAUGAAGCAGCUGAUGCUGCUGUUGGAGAUGGCCGCAGAGAAGCAGAGCGGUGCGCAGCCCGUCAUCACGUACCAGUCCAUGUCGCGCGCCAAGGAGUCGGCUGGCCUGUUUUAA
Molecule: messenger RNA, 2482 nt
Organism: Leptomonas pyrrhocoris
Lineage: Eukaryota; Euglenozoa; Kinetoplastea; Trypanosomatida; Trypanosomatidae
Product: putative vesicle-fusing ATPase putativeN-ethylmaleimide-sensitive factor
Exons: 1
Coding region: 257-2482 (741 amino acids)
Biological process (GO): SNARE complex disassembly; intra-Golgi vesicle-mediated transport; Golgi to plasma membrane protein transport
Cellular component (GO): Golgi stack
Molecular function (GO): ATP binding; ATP hydrolysis activity
Source: RefSeq, a predicted model, not a curated record